Cryptosporidium muris RN66 is the source of this 1338-nucleotide messenger RNA. RefSeq lists its product as uncharacterized. The record is from RefSeq and is a predicted model, not a curated record. The transcript has a single exon. NCBI's taxonomy places the organism in Eukaryota, Apicomplexa, Conoidasida, Eucoccidiorida, Cryptosporidiidae. The coding region runs from base 1 to 1338 and encodes 445 amino acids.
AUGAACCAUGGCGAUAGGUAUGGCCUAAAAGGAGGUGCUAAAGAUGCACGCUUAUCAAGAACUCAGAUUCUACUUCUUCAGAUGUACUAUAAUACAAGAAGGUGUUGUUGGAACUUUUCGACACCUAGGGAAUGUAUUCGAUUUUCUCGUAUACUUUUAGAUUGUCCUUAUACAUAUAUGCUACCUUUAAUUGCAAGUAUCCAAAGUAUUUUAACACUAAUAUUAUGUCAUAUAUUAGCUAAUAAGCUAUCUCAUUUACCAUAUAGAGGUAUAUUUAUUCCAUAUAUACAUUUCUUAACUAUCUACUACCCAGAAAGGUCAAUCUUUGUAUUUGGAUAUUUAAUUGGGUGGUUAUUAUUUGUAUCUUCUAUUCCUAUGUUGUAUCAUUUAUUAUAUUACCAUUUACCACAACCACUUGAAGUAUGGUUACCUAAAGAUAUUGAGAGCCUUUAUAAUAAUAAGGACUCAGGGAAGAUAAAAGAAUACCAAGGUGAUUUGGAAAGUUUAGAUGAUUACCAAGAUAAUCUGGAAGAUAAUUUAUCAGUAAAUGAUCCAUUUAUAUCAAAUGACUAUAUCUAUAAUAAAAUUGAACAAGUUAAUGAAUGUAAUUUAACAAAUGGUAAGAAUUCUAUUGUAGCGAAACAGGGAGUUUUACACCGAACAAUUGCAACAAUUAUGCUGAAAAUAGCAUUCAUAUGUUUAACUAUUUCGGUAUUAUUUGCAUUUUUAUCUAUUUUCUUUCCAUUUGGAUUAAAUUUUAAGAGAUUAUUUGCUUCAAAGUCUACUAAAUAUACAAUGAAAUUCAUAAUUGAAUAUAUUGAUACUAUAUUUUUUGUUUCUCCUAGUUUAUUUUUCAAUAUAUUUGGAUUUUUUCACUGUUUAAUAAUAUCAAUAUAUGUAAUAGUUUACAAAAGACCUGUUAUAACUUUGACUUCAAAGUUAAUUAAGAUUUACUGUUGUUCAGUAAUGGUCAUUGUAGCUUUUGCACGUUUUGUAUUUAUAUUUAUAAUAGUAUAUUAUUGUGAUUUUCCAAGUACAACUAAUCAAUAUUUUCAAACAAAUUACUGGGAUGCAAGUUCUCUUUUAAAUGAUUUUUCAGAUAUUAUUGAACAGGAUUGGGUGUUUUAUUUGAGGAUGUCUAUAGGAAGUAUAUCUCAGCUUAUAAUAUUUACUACAAUGAUGACAUUUACUGCUAGCUAUUCACUAGAUAUAUAUCAACUCCAUAAAUCAUCUAGUCUUAGUUUUGGUAUAAAUGAAGACUCAGAAAAAAGCUUAAUUUUUAGAAAUAGGUUGAAUUCUGCACUUACUAUAGAUAUUUAUUCUGAAAGAACUACUUGA